CCUCGCACCACGCCAGCAGUCAAUGCAAACGAUCUGCAUCCGCUUCUAUUAUUUAACGACAUCAUUCCUAUCAACCUAACAAUAGAUUGGGCGUUGAAGCAAGCGAUAUCUAGACAUGGCCGCAGCGAAUGGAGCCCACCAUGAGGAAUCAAUGCACCCUGCAAUAACUUUUCCCCUCCCCGAAACGUGUCUCUUCUGCUUCGAAGACCUCGGGCCAGAUACUCCGUAUCGCCAACUAGUAUGUGGUCAUUAUUUCCACUCGCCCUGCAUAGCCAUCUGGGUAAAUCGCGCCAGCGUAACCAGCAAAAGUAACAGCUGCCCUUUAUGUCGGCAGAUCCUAGGGCCUAAACCCUGGUCACGAGGCGAAUACAGGGCUACGCAUCUGGAGAGCCCGCGGCAACUCAGAAUAUCGUCCUUGUGGAGGGACUGGUGGAGUCCACGGACGAGAAAGUCGCCGACUCGAUGAACAUGAUAAGGUCUGUGACACCGCGGAAGAAGUUUCAUUUCUUAGCGACGGCUGGAUUUUAAGCCUUCUUUCCGCUUACCUAUUCGGUCUUUGAACUGCUCUUGUACAAAUAGUAGUGAAAAUAUACUGAAGGCACGUUAUCAG
Messenger RNA from Aspergillus welwitschiae, 610 nucleotides. Its product is annotated as RING finger protein. The transcript is spliced from 2 exons. NCBI's taxonomy places the organism in Eukaryota, Fungi, Ascomycota, Eurotiomycetes, Eurotiales, Aspergillaceae. Bases 116 to 466 code for a protein of 116 amino acids. The record is from RefSeq and is a predicted model, not a curated record.